GGCCAGAGAGAGAGCCAGGCUGCAGGAGGAGGAGGACGAUCAAGCCGGCAGCAGCCUAUAUAACAGUAGAGGCACACACGUCGUCCCAGGCCAGACAGCCAACAAGCUGCAGGAAGCUCACGCCAAGAGAGCCCCUCUUCCCGAUCCCGUCUCCUCCUCCUCCUCCUUCCUCCUCGCCGUCGUUGCGUUGCUUCGCGAAAAGGCGAAGAUGCUGCUGCUGCGGGCGUCGACGCCGUUCGGGUACGCCAAGGUGGACAAGGUGGACGCGGAGGAGGCGCGGCACCUCAGGGCGCAGUACCUCAUCCACAAGGUGCUGGAGGAGAAGAGCCCCAGGCCGUCGGCGCUGGUGACGAGGACCAGGCCCAGGAUCGGCGUCCGGCUCAAGAAGCUCAGGGUCGCCGUCCGUGGCCUCAGGGCGCGCGCGUGCCGGGCCCUGCAGAGGCACCUCAGGAACCUGAGGCGGCUCGUCGGCAACGGACCUCAGGGGUCGCCGUCGCCUUAUUGAUGACCCGUGUCUCUGGCGCUUCUGGGAGAAGAGGAGGAGGACGAAUCCUCGUGCCUCCAUUUUUUUUUUUGGGGUUUGGUUCUUGGGUGUUGUUGCGUGGCAAUGGAUCAAAUCGAAGCAAUGGUUCGUAACAUCUGAGCUGCUUCGCUGAGAGAUCGGGAUCAUUUGUAUGCGUUUUAAUUAGGUGUUGGAAUGGAAUCAUAUAUAUACAUACAUAUAAUCCUACAGAAUGUGUAAUAGUAGUAGCAAUCAAGAAAUGCUCCUGCAGUUUUAUGCCUCUC
Messenger RNA from Sorghum bicolor (sorghum), 786 nucleotides. RefSeq lists its product as uncharacterized. The transcript has a single exon. Bases 209 to 505 code for a protein of 98 amino acids. The record is from RefSeq and is a predicted model, not a curated record. Lineage: Eukaryota; Viridiplantae; Streptophyta; Magnoliopsida; Poales; Poaceae.